Cuscuta epithymum is the source of this 4833-nucleotide messenger RNA. Lineage: Eukaryota; Viridiplantae; Streptophyta; Magnoliopsida; Solanales; Convolvulaceae. The record is from the annotation of a GenBank genome assembly.
GGUACCAUGAGGGGGCCCAUUUACACAUUAUUUUGAGAGAAAAGCCAAAUAGGCUAUCCCCUCACUCACCCUCCCCCAUUAUUUCGGCCAAAGAGACCCAAGAGAGAAGGAUAGCUCUUGCAACCUCAUCCUCCAUAGCCAAUAACUGAACUCAAGCUUAAGGAGUCCAAAGGAAGGGUUUUAAGAAGGGAAAAGUUGGGAGAAAGUGUGAAGGAUUAAGACCUUGUUAGGAACUUGAUAUAAAGUAUCUUUGAGCUUCGCCGGAGUUUCGCCGGAGUUGGUCAAAGUUGGCCGGAGUUGGUCAAAGUUCACCGGAAUUAGUCAAAGUUCAACCGCGGAGCGUAGAACACGCUUAAGCUCACUUAAGGGAUAUCCGACCGAAUUUCCUCCAACAAUCUCAAGAAAGUAUUUGGCGUCGGAUAUGUCUGCACGUGUGAUCUCACAAGGCGUUGUCGCUGCACUCAUCACGGCCAUGUUAUUCUUGCAUGUGUGGUGUGAUUUAGACUGGUAUUUGGAUAUAUCUCUACGUAUAAUGCUUACUCUUUUUACUUUCCUACUUACAAUAAGCCAUACUUUAACACCAACUUUUGAGAAAAAUAUUAUUCAUUUAUUUAGUGGUAAAAUGACAACUAUGAAAAACAACAACCCACUAAAAUCAAGUUUAAACUUGGUUAGUAGUGAUGAUAAUUUUAUUGCGGUUGUUUCUCAAAGUUGUAAAACUAAUGAUGUGAAUGAGUGGGUGGUAGACUCCGGGGCUACCAAGCAUAUUUGUAAAAACAAAAAUGCUUUUACCUCCUAUACCAUUAUAGGAGAUGGCGAAGAGCUCGUGUACCUAGCGGACACUAAAACCGUUAAGGUGCAUGGAAAAGGGAAAGUUCUUCUUAAACUCACAUCGGGGAAAACUUUAUCACUAAAUGAUGUGCUUCAUGUGCCCGAGAUUCGGACUAAUUUAUUUUCUGUUUAUCUCUUGGGAAAAGUUGGGGUUAAAGUUUCUUUUGGUUGUGAUAAUUUUGUUAUGACCAAAAAUGAUGUUCUUGUGGGAAAUGGCUAUUGUAAGAAAAGACUUUAUAUACUUGGCAUUUCUGAAAUAUUGCAUGAUAAUGCUUCUGUGUACUUUCGGUUGGUUGAUUAUUGUGUUAUGUGAUAUAAUAGAUUCGGCGUUUUACAUGGCAGCAUUUUUUAUUUGAUUUAUGAAACUCCUAAAUAUCGUAAGAUUAAUAUUUAGUGAUAUGUGAGUACCUCUAGAAAAUUGUGAUAUUUUGAUGAAUUAUUUAUAUAAAUUUUAUUAGAGCAUCUACGCUGUGUUUAGAGGUGGUAAAAGUAGUUGUCACAUUUAUUGGUGAUUUUUCGAGAUAAACUAAAUUUUAUCUUAUUUUAUUUAAAAGGAGAGUUUUUAUUUGAUAAAAUCAUUGUGUACAAAUAAAGGUUGAGAUGUAAAUUAUCUCUCUAUGAAUUCUAGAAGGGCUAUGCACCUGUUUUAAAAUAUUUAAAAUUGUGGGGGAGCUUAGCUAUAUUUUUAUUACCUAUCUCAUUGAGUGAAAACGAGCUUUAUAAUUCUUGGCUACUUUUGCAUAAAUAAAAAAAAAAAUGGAGCACAUAUGUGAUUUUCAUAAAUUGAAGAAAUAGUGUGCUAAUGUGCAAUAAUUUAAGCUAUGUCAUUGCUGAUAUUAAUGUAUUAGUUUUUGGAGAAUGUGUACACACUAAAUGAUGCAUGUAUGAUUAUUUAUUUAUAUUAUACGUUGUUGAAACAAAAAUGCUGAAUUUUUGAAAAAAAAAAAUGUGUGUCCUUUGAAAUUUGAGCACAAGACCGUUGCACCAUAUAGUGAGUAUAACCCAUUACAAGGAAAUAAAACCUUUAAUGAUGAACCCUCUAGUGGUAGUGAUCCAUUAAAAGAAAAUUAUUCUUUUAAUGACGAAUAUUCUCUUUAAGAAGAAGUAAGAAGCCAAAGAUAGAGAAAUCUUCUGGAAAUGUUUUUUAAUUAUUCUUUUUAUUCAGAAACUAUUUAAAAAAAAAACUUUUUUUUCUUGGGGCCAUAUAAGCUUGAAAUCGACUCUAUUCACAAUAUUUUUCAUCAAGUGGAUGUUAAAAUUGUGUUUUUAAAUGGAGAGCUAGAGUAAGAAAUAUAUAUGGUGCAACUGGGGGGGUCAUGUGGUCACUGAUCAGGAACACAAAGUGUGCAAGUUGAUCAAAUUUUUAUAUGAAUUGAAACAUGCUCCAAAACAAUGGAAUGGAAAAUUUGACGUAGUGUUAUUUAUUCAAGAUUUUACCUCAGCAGAAGUAGAUAAGUGUGUUUGCACUAAAUGUGAAAAGGUACGUGUGCAUUAUUAUUUGUUUAUAUGUGGAUAAUAUGUGAUUUUGGGUAUGAAAGCCAUAAGGAAGGAUAUGAUGAUGGUAUUAUACUACAUCUCAAAAGCAUCAUGCUGUAAAACUACUAAAGAGGGUUGGACAUUUCAAUGUCAUUCCGUGAUUGAGUAUCCCUUAUGACUCUCAUAUGUACUUAAAAAAAAUAGAGGUGAUCUUGAGGCUCAAAAUAGCUUUUGCUGAUAAGGAGCAUUGGACUGCGUUGAGACGGUUAUUGAGAUAUUUGAGAGGUACCAUCAAUGAUGAUAUAUUUGAUUGAAAUUAUCCGUUAGUAAAAUAUUGAUACAACGAUGAUAUAUGUUUUAUUGAGAAUUAUCCAUUGUACUAGAGUAGUACAAUGAUGUUAUAUGAGAAUUAUUCAUUGUACUAUAAUGAUACAAUGAUGAUAUUUAUUUGAUUGAGAAUUAUCCGAUGUGCUAGAGGAUCACAUCGAUGUUAUAUUUUAUUGAGGGUUAUCCGUUGUAUUUCCGGAAUACAACGACGCCAUCUGAGUCGACUCGCAUGAGACAAAUUAAAAUUGUGGAUAUCCAUUCACUCUUAAAAGCGGUGCAAUGAUGUUUGAGAAUGGAAUAAUUUCCAUUAAUUUUGUGAAGUCAGAAGGAAUUAGCUACUCCUUUGACAGAAUCCCUAGGACGAAAAAUUAUAACUGAAACAUCGAAGGAAAUGGGACUAGUGUCACUUGAAACAAAUGGGGAUGGGAACCCAACUUGUGUGAUUGGAGAUCCCAUGAAGCAAGUUCAAAUGGGUAAUAACAAGUCUUCCAUUUAGUUCUGCUAGCCUAACUAAAAUUGCCCAUUUCCAUGAUGUGAGAUAUAGGCUAGAAACCGCAUACUUUGAGAGGAUGAACUAAAAGCUCUUAAUUAUUAUCAUAGCCCUUACUUUUAGGGUGGUGUGCAAAAGCGGUACACACUUGAUGAUAUCACCUAUAUGAGUGUGAGGUGGGGCCGCCUCCAUGAAGCAUGACAAAACUUCUAGAGCACUCAUGAAAACCAAGCACGCGCAUGGCCUUACGGCGCACAACGGCGUAAUAACGAGAAAUUGUGCAGGGUGAGACACGACCGUUAAGACCCUGAUUUACCAAUAGUAGCUUGUUGGUUUCAAGAAACUAUAGGUUUCACCAUAAGCUCGGUUUAUUAAGACUUAAUCGUCUCGGUUUGGUUUCAAGUCUACGGACACCAAACUUAAAGUCUCAUUCCUUUAAUCCAGCAGAUAUUUUCUAAACUACUUUUAACAUCUAAAAAUAUUCAUUUGAAAUAUGUGGGGGAUUGUUGGAAAAAUAGGAGUAUUUCAAAUGAAUAAAAUAUUAUUUAUCUUAAUUGUUUACAUAUUGAUUUAUUAACAAAUGUUAUACAUCUUAUACAUUAUAAAAUUAUUAUUAUAACUAUAAUGAAUACAAGUUUUUUGAACGUUUUGUUUUGCACGUUGCAACUUUUGAUGGUUUGUUGAUUAUUAAUAAACAUUAAAGUAUGCAUUAAUGACACUUUCUAUUGAGCUUCAAUUCUAUCAAAACGGUUGCAUGAGCUGUGGUUUUGAUUAUAUUAUUUAAUAGUAAUAAUAGAGCAACGUUCAACUUUUUCUUUCAGAUGGCUUUAUAAGUAUGCAUGUUUGUGCUAAGGAAUGUAGGAUAAAAAUUUUUCCUUGUCCUUUAAAACUUCAUCGGCCAGACCUGCUAGUGUAGGAGGAGAAGAUUAUUUUGAGAAGAACAUCCCCUAAUAUUUUCACUCUGCUGGAUUAAUUUUAUUUCUACUCUCGUUGUUCUGUUUCCGGCUUACGCCGAAGAGCUCGUUUUAUCUUGGGGAAAGAUUUUCGCUAGUCGGAAAUACUUUCUUGAGGACAACGUUUACGCGACUCGAGCUAUAUUAUUUUCUAACGUUAUUUUUGCAGGGAUAUCCGACCGAAUUUCCUCCAACAUGUUCUACAUGGCUUAAGUGUAGAAUGAUGGGUUGGAAGGUGGUUCUAUGUCCAAAAACGGACCUAGGGGCCAAACCGACAAGUUCACCGGAAAAUAACCUUUUAUAGGUUAAUUGUAUUGAUUAAGGUUUUAUGAUGUUAAGACCUUGUUAGGAACUUGAUAUAAAGUAUCUUUGAGCUUCGCCGGAGUUUCGCCGGAGUUGGUCAAAGUUGGCCGGAGUUGGUCAAAGUUCACCGGAAUUAGUCAAAGUUCAACCGCGGAGCGUAGAACACGCUUAAGCUCACUUAAGUUUCAGGUAGGGAGUAGAGCUUGCUACUACCGCUCGUUGCUUCGGGGAAUUCAAGGAGGAAGGCGGGGUUCGUACUUCUCCUGUUUCUGUUUUGAAAACAAUUUAAAUAAUGCUCAUGGAUAUUAUUUCGAAUAUUUAUUUGGGGGCUUGUAUGCCCGUGGUUGCCACGUGUGGCUUGAAUAUUUGUAAUUAUGUUUCCGCUGCUUAAUUAAAUAUUUUACGUUAUGAUUGUUUAUGGAUGUACUAUGUGUGAAUGGUAUUCAAGACGCC